CCUGCCUGAAACUUGGGCGCUCCUUCAGUCUGAGUGUUGAUGGCAGGACAAAGGGGCACCUGGACCAUGGACGACGUGGUAGAGAAGAGUUUGGAAGGGCCCUUGGCACUGUCUACAGAUGAGCCCCCCGAGAAAAGGGGAGACCUGGUAGAAAUCUUAAAUGGGGAUAAAGUAAAAUUUGAUGACACAGGACUCUCCUUAAUUCUGCAGAAUGGCCUGGAGACCCUGCGGGUGGAAAACGCUCUGACCGACGUCAUCUUGUGUGUGGACAUCCAGGAAUUCUCCUGCCACCGCGUGGUGCUUGCCGCGGCCAGCAACUAUUUCAGGGCCAUGUUCUGCAAUGAUUUAAAGGAGAAGUAUGAGAAGAGGAUCGUUAUCAAAGGGGUGGACGCGGAAACCAUGCAUACUCUGCUGGACUACACGUACACCAGCAAGGCGCUCAUCACCAAACAGAACGUCCAGCGCGUCCUGGAAGCUGCUAACCUUUUCCAGUUCCUGCGGAUGGUGGAUGCCUGUGCCAGCUUCCUUACAGAAGCCUUGAACCCAGAAAACUGUGUUGGAAUCCUGAGGCUGGCAGACACGCAUUCCUUGGACAGUCUAAAGAAGCAGGUUCAGAGUUACAUCAUCCAGAACUUUGUGCAGAUCCUGAACUCUGAGGAGUUCCUGGAACUUCCUGUGGACACUCUGUACCACAUUUUGAAGAGUGACGACCUUUACGUGACAGAGGAGGCUCAGGUGUUUGAGACUGUGAUGAGCUGGGUCAGGCACAAGCAGUCAGAACGACUCUGCCUGCUCCCCUACGUCCUGGAGAACGUGCGCUUGCCGCUUCUGGACCCGUGGUACUUUGUGGAGAUGGUGGAAGCGGAUCCUCUCAUCAGACAGUGCCCGGAGGUCUUCCCACUGCUCCAGGAAGCCAGGAUGUACCACCUUUCUGGCAAUGAGAUCAUUUCAGAGCGCACCAAGCCCAGGAUGCAUGAGUUCCAGUCUGAGGUAUUCAUGAUCAUUGGUGGCUGCACGAAGGAUGAACGGUUUGUGGCGGAGGUGACCUGCCUGGAUCCCCUAAGGCGCAGCCGCCUGGAGGUGGCCAAGCUCCCCAUGACAGAGCACGAGCUGGACAGUGAGAAUAAGAAGUGGGUGGAGUUUGCAUGCGUGACAUUAAAAAAUGAGGUCUACAUCUCAGGUGGUAAAGAAACACAGCAUGAUGUUUGGAAAUACAAUUCUUCAAUAAACAAAUGGAUUCAAAUUGAGUAUUUGAACAUAGGCCGCUGGAGACACAAGAUGGUGGUGCUGGGGGGCAAGGUCUACGUGCUUGGAGGUUUCGAUGGCUUGCAGAGAAUCAACAACGUGGAGACCUACGACCCUUUCCACAACUGCUGGUCAGAGGCUGCGCCCCUCCUGAUCCACGUGAGUUCCUUCGCAGCUACCAGUCAUAAGAAGAAGCUCUAUGUGAUUGGGGGAGGACCCAAUGGGAAACUGGCGACGGACAAGACUCAGUGUUACGAUCCUUCAACCAAUAAAUGGAAUUUAAAGUCGGCCAUGCCAGUAGAGGCUAAAUGCAUCAAUGCAGUGAGUUUCCGGGACCGUAUCUAUGUAGUUGGAGGGGCCAUGAGAGCGCUGUACGCCUACAGCCCCCUGGAGGACAGCUGGUGCCUGGUGACCCAGCUCAGCCACGAGAGGGCCAGCUGCGGCAUCGCGCCCUGCAACAACCGGCUCUACAUCACUGGGGGGCGAGACGAGAAGAACGAGGUCAUCGCCACGGUGCUGUGCUGGGACCCCGAGGCCCAGAAACUGACGGAGGAAUGCGUCCUGCCCCGGGGAGUGUCCCACCACGGCAGCGUCACCAUCAGGAAGUCGUACACCCAUAUUCGGAGGAUCGUGCCUGGAGCUGUGUCGGUCUGAUCCCGGGCGCGCCGAGGGCGGAGUCACGCGGAGAGCCCGCCUCCCUCAGCCCUGCCCUGCGAUCCUGCUUCGGACACCAGCGAGGCUGGACCGAGGGCUCACCGCGGCGCCCCCUGGAGGCUCCUCGGAAGUCACAGCUUUGGGACACUUGCGACCAGCCAGGAAUGUUUGCGAGACCUACCUCAGGAGGAAAGAAGAGUACUUAACAUGGAGAAGGAAAUGGCAACCCACUCCAGUACUCUUGCCUGGAAAAUUCCAUGGACGAAGGAGCCUAGUCCAUGGGGUUGCAAAGAGUCGGACACGACUGAGCGACUUCACUUAGCAUGUAAGAUACACCUGCCCCUGCCAGGUUCUAUACCAGGCACUUUUGUACACCAAUGCUUUUUACUUUCCUUAUGACCUGAUUACUGGAUAUUAAAACUCCCAUUUGACAGGUGAGGAAACCGAGCUUAAGAGAGGCUAAGUGCUUGGCCUUGGCCUAGGUCAGUCAGAUUCUAAGUAGCUAAACCAGUAGUUUAAACCCAGGUCUUUCCAUCUCGAAGUCAGCGUAGGUUCUGUCUGGCCGUCUAUCCCAGAGCAGGAAAACACAAAGCAAAACAGCUCAUCUUUUGGUCUGACAGGUUAGCUGGAGGAUUCACUCAGCAAAGCAGGGAAAUAAAGGGUUUUUUCUUCUUCUUUCUUCUUCUUUUCCUUAUAUUUAAACCACAUGGGAUCUUUGGUGUGGUAACCUUGGGCCUGUUGUCAAGAGUGUAUCAUAGGUUGUUCCAUCUGACAGUUCUGCGGAGAUGGGUCUGGGAAGACCUGCUUGCUCUGGAACAUGUAAAAAACUUUUGUCUUCCUCAUCAAAAACCUCUAUCUUUUAUGAUCACAGGAGGCCCACUGUAGCCUGGAACUGUCACUGCCGGACAGAAUUGUACCUUCAGCACAGCCCAGUGCCCUAGCCUUUUAAUGUCCAACAGUUGUAUUACAAUGUAGAAAGAUUUUUCCAGAGAGUCAGAAUACUGUUUUGUUUCUUGUUUGUUUGUUUUAUGUAAACAUUCUUACACUGCUGGCCUCUGAGGAAGGACUGGCUCUUGACAGUAUACAUUCUAAUUUUUAGACAGUGAUUUGGGUCCAUGUCCCUGUGACUCCACCUGCCUGGAAGCUUCAUUUUCAGGAUCCUUUUAAUCCCUCCUAUUUGGUUUUUGGAUCAGGUUGGCACAGUUUUGACUUAAAGAACAGAGUCUGUUCUUUACUGUCAGAGAUAGAGCUUUCAAAUGAGCUCACUGGAAAUUCAUUCUAAUCCCGGAGUUGGGGAAACAGAUUAAGAUAUCCUGUUUCAGAUGCUGUACUUAAAAAGCAACAAUAAUGGUAACAACAUAGUAACUACAUUACCUAAUGUCCUUUAUUUUCAUCAUAUGAUUUCAAAUCUCUUUAUAGAGUUUUAUUUCAUGUCAGAUGUGCCAUUUUGUGCUUGUACAUCAGCAGUUUGGGAAGACAGAGGUAUUAGAGUUGAUAGUGAAUUUAACUUUCAUAGAAAAGUUUGGUUAGAAGAAGCUACAGCUCAAAGCAGAUAAAACAGACUCGGAAAAUUACAACUGAAAAUUCUAUUUAUGCAUAGAUCAUUGAGGAUAAAUAUAAAUGCAUGUUGAUGUUUGAGAAGCUCUGUGUCUCAGAGUCAGGUAUGACACUUUAGCUCCCUGCUGUGAAAAUUGAGGUGGGAAAAUACAAACAUAUUUGUGGAAAUUUAGAACACAUACCUCAUUUACCCAUGAAUACUGAUAACCUUAAUGAAGCUCUCAACUGAAACAAUUUAAACUACUUCAAUUCAGCAAACAUUCCUAGAAAUUGUUAUGUUUGGCAAGCCUUGGGGACUCCAAAAAGCAAGACAAAUUUCCACUCUAGAAACAUUCAAUAAGCAGGUAAAUGGGCCACUUGUCAACAUUAUAAUUUUUCUUUUCAUCAAGCUAGAGAAAAGGAGAUGUACAUGAAGUUAUGAGGUCGCAUUCAGGUCUUUCUUGCCUGUCCAAGUGAUCUCCUUGGGAAGCUGUGCUCUUAGAUCAAUGAUGCAGCCAUUGUUUACAUGUUUGUCUUUCCUUGGGAUUACCUUCAGAAACCACUUAUGAGCUCUGGGAGGAAUCAGUUGUAUUUCAAAGACAAUUUCAGGAUGAAAUUUCAAAGUUCAAUGACAGCAUCAUGGGCAACACAGAGAGCCUCCCCUCAGAAAGAAUGUGUUCCUUGUCCUGGUUGUCCUUUGAUGAGAGCAAUUGGCAAAUUUUGAGCCCAAAUUUUCAACAGGUCAAACUUAUGCUGGGAAACUGAGGAUUUAGGAUCUCUGUGUUAUAAACCUGGCUGUCAAUAAUGGGUUGGCAGACAGAUACACCUACUAAGAAGAUCCAGAUUUCCACACUUGAAGCUGUCAGUCUGUAACUUUUAGGGAUAUAAAAAAAGUUCAGGUCAUUUUGGGGAAACUCUGUAUCUCAUCAGGAUUUAAAUUUCUAGGCCCUUGCUAGGGAUGGAAGCUCUUAAAAUCUAAUUUCCGUUCUUAGAUGAAAAAACAAAAACCUAGUUCACAGGAAAUUAACUGUCAUAAGCCAUACUGCCAGCAGGGGGACGAGGCAGGUUGGUGCUAGGUGAGUCAGACGCAGAAGGCCCUAGGAUUCAGACAGAAUGUCCUGGCACAGCCUACUGGAUCUUGAGUCAGGUCCCAUGAGUGGAUAGAGAACCCUUGACUGGAAGGAGGAGGAUGAGGUAGGAGGAGGAGGAAGUCAGGUUUGAACACAAGUCUAGAAAAUGAUGCCAGGGGCCCUGGAGUUUGGGAGCAUGACUCCAUUCUCAAGAAGGCGGAGAGGAGCAUAAGGAACCCACUGCUUAGAAGUGAGGCAAAGUUAGAGCAGGACUAGCAGUAAGACCUGUUUGCUGUGGGGCCUCUGGGCUGCUUGGCUAGGUCUCUUUAUCUUGCUGGACCAAGAGAGAAAGGCCCAGAGGCUCUGAUGAGGUGGAAUCUGUCAGAGAGGUUAAAGGGCCCCAAUUGCCAAGGCUGAUCUGAAAUGGGUAGGGAGCUAAGCUCACCCAAACAUCAACAGAUUAAUAUUCUCUUCUUAGCUUUCAUCACAUUCUACAUGCAUUGGCCUCAGGAAACACCCACACCCACACACACACAGAGCUCUUGAACUCAAAGAAGCUGUGCUCUCAGGGAAGUGCAAAUAUUUUGCUUAUAGCUGUGAAAAUAGAGCUUUGCUAUUUAUGAAAGUCCUUGAGGUACUGUUGUUAUUUACUUAUCCUACUUGAUUUUGAAAAAGAACAAUACUCAGUAAAAUUUUCAAAGUGAGUAAACACCACUGGAAUUUCUUAUGUAAAGUCCUAACUUGGGAUUGCAAAAGCCUUUUUCUCCUUCGUAUCUGAUCUGGGUGUUGUAUGAGAUCUCCUCAUUUGAGGAGUCAACUUUCAUGGAAAUCUGUAAAUAUCUCAAACGUGGCUACUGCAAAACUAAUUUUGACAGGUCAGAUUUUCAUAUUUUUAGAUAAAAAUAUUAACAAAAUCCUUAGUUAACCAAAUCCUUCAAGCAUUUUGGUUACAUGAAGUUGUAUUUUUGUUUUUUAAGUGAUCAAACUAAAGAUACCAUUUAUGGGUAAAAAUCAAAUAAAGUUUUUAUUUAUUCAGUA
Messenger RNA from Capra hircus (goat), 5543 nucleotides. It is a transcript of the gene KLHL6, whose product is annotated as kelch like family member 6. Gene Ontology annotation, biological process: B cell receptor signaling pathway; germinal center formation. Gene Ontology annotation, molecular function: protein binding. The coding region runs from base 40 to 1899 and encodes 619 amino acids. NCBI's taxonomy places the organism in Eukaryota, Metazoa, Chordata, Mammalia, Artiodactyla, Bovidae. The transcript is spliced from 7 exons. The record is from RefSeq and is a predicted model, not a curated record.